AUGAAUGCGCCGCGUCGCCUGGAGCUCCAGGUCUAUUAUGGUGGCAGCGCAGCGGGUCAAAGGCCACGGCGGCGGGGUGAGCCGAGUUUUGGGGCGAACACAGGGCACCCUCCCCUCCCCACCUCCACUCCGUUCCCCCACCCUGUAGCGAGCGCCGCUGGCGGCGUGGGGCCGCAGGUGCAAUUCAGCGAACAAGUGCCGCGCGCGUGGGAGCCACGCGACAAGCCAGCAGGGCUGCCACCUGCCCCCGCAAUGUUGGCAGCCGUGCCGCCGCCGCCGCCGCCGCCGCCCCCUGCCUCCGCCCCCGCCUCCUCCCGGCCUCCUCAGCAAGUCCCUUUACAUGCAGCACCAGUCUGA
Molecule: messenger RNA, 357 nt
Organism: Schistocerca americana (American grasshopper)
Lineage: Eukaryota; Metazoa; Arthropoda; Insecta; Orthoptera; Acrididae
Product: acrosin-like
Exons: 2
Coding region: 1-357 (118 amino acids)
Source: RefSeq, a predicted model, not a curated record